GGAUUUUUACACUCCUCGCCUUUAUUUUUAAACGGAUCCACCAUCUGAGGCUGCUGGGUUGCCUUUGGCUCUGGCUUCUAUUCUUCGCUGGCUAUGAAUGUUCUGCCUUGAAGAUGGAGACUCUGUGGCUUUUAUUCCUGUCGCUGGUCCCGGUGUACAUCAGGGGACAAGGGGUCUAUGCUCCUGCCCAGGCACAGAUCAUUCAUGCUGGGCAGGCAUGUGUUGUAAAGGAAGAUAACAUCAGUGAACGAGUGUACACUAUUCGGGAAGGUGACAUCCUUGUUCUGCAGUGUUUAGUUACAGGGCACCCACGGCCACAGGUGAGGUGGACCAAAACUGCUGGCAGCGCCUCGGACAAAUUCCAGGAGACAUCGGUGUUGAAUGAAACGCUUCUGAUUGAGAAGAUCCAGAGGCUUCAGGGGGGUCGUUAUUACUGUAAAGCAGAGAAUGGGGUUGGGGUCCCUGCCAUCAAGUCCAUUCGAGUAGAUGUGCAGUAUUUGGACAAGCCCGUCCUUACUGUCCAUCAAACUAUCAGUGAUGUCCGUGGGAGUUUUUAUCAUGAGAAAACAGUCUUCCUUCGAUGCACAGUCAGCUCUAAUCCACCUGCUCGCUUCAUCUGGAGAAGGGGUUCCGAGACACUUUCCCACAGUCAGGAUAAUGGAGUAGAUAUCUAUGAACCACUGUACACAGAGGGAGAAACAAAAGUUCUGAAACUGAAAAAUCUACGACCCCAUGACUAUGCCAGUUAUACAUGUCAGGUAUCUGUGAGAAAUGUGUGUGGCAUCCCUGAUAAGACAGUCACCUUCGAGCUGACCAACACAACAGCUCCACCAGCUCUAAAACUAUCUGUGAAUGAGACUUUAGUGGUAAAUCCAGGGGAUAAUGUUACCAUAUACUGUUCAUUAACAGGCGGGGAUCCUUUGCCUCAGGUAGUCUGGUCUCACUCCCCUGGUCCUCUGCCUCUGAACAGCCUGAUCCAAGGGGGCAAUCUUACCAUCUGGGGCAUUCAAACUGAAGAUUCAGGUUAUUACAACUGUACAGCAAUCAACAAUGUGGGAAAUCCAGCCAAGAAGACAGUGAACCUAUUGGUGCGAUCCAUGAAGAAUGUAACUUUCCAGAUCACCCCUGAUGUCAUCAAAGAGAGUGAAACCAUCCAGCUAGGACAGGACCUGAAGCUCUCAUGCCACGUGGAUGCUGUGCCACAAGAAAAAGUUUUCUACUUCUGGUACAAGAAUGGGAAGCUGGCCAAAUUCUCAGAUCGAGUAGUUGUCAUCAAAAAUGACCCCGAACUUCCCCCUGUGACAAGCAGCCUAGAGAUAAUUGAUCUCCGUUUCACGGACUAUGGUACAUACGUGUGUGUGGCAUCUUUCCAAGGAGCCCCCAUCCCUGACCUUAGUGUUGAGGUCAACAUUUCUUCAGAAACAGUGCCUCCAACCAUCAUGGUGCCCAAGGGUCAAUCCAUCAUUACUGUCCGUGAAGAUUCGAGAGCAGAAUUACAGUGUGAAGUCCGAGGGAAACCCAAACCUCCUAUCAUCUGGUCCAGAGUUGAUAAAGAGGCUCCUAUGCCUUCAGGGACCAUGACAGUGGAAACAAAUGAUGGGAAGCUGUAUUUUGAGAAGGUGACUCAAAAAAUGAGUGGGAUUUACAAAUGCCAGACAGCCAGAUACAAUGGCUUCAACAUUAGACCUCGAGAGGCCCUGGUGCAACUCAACGUACAGUUCUCCCCUGUUGUGGAACCAGUCUUCCAAGACAUUCGGCAAGCCAUGGGACGCAGUGUAACCCUUCGAUGCACUAUGUUAAAGGGAAGCCCUAUGAAAGUGGCCACAGCUGUCUGGAGAUUUAAUGGCAGUCUUCUAACAGUGCCUCCAACAGAGCAGCAAGACUACUCAGAAUAUAAAGUGGACACUGUAAGCCGGGAGACUAGUGGCAACUACGAAUGUAGCAUCUCCAAUGAUGUUGGGGUAGCAGUUUGCAAAUUCCAGGUAUCAGCUAAAGCUUAUAGCCCAGAAUUUUACUAUGAUACCCCCAAUCCUACAAGGAAGCAAUCCAAGAACUACUCCUAUGUCUUACAGUGGACACAGAAGGAACCUGAUGCUGUCGAUCCCAUUCUUAGUUACCGCCUAGAUGUCCGCCAGCUGAAUCACAGGGAUUUGCCACCUAAAUCCAUUUCUGUGAGGAAGAUGGAAAAGGGCAUGUUACAGGAAUACCUCCUGACUGACUUGAAGGUGCCUCAAAGCUAUGAACUUCGCUUGACACCUAUAACCCGGUUUGGGAUGGGGGACAUCGUUACUCGCAUCAUCCACUAUAUAGAACCAAUCAGCUACCCUAACCCAGUAGGUAAGUGAUUAUUCUCCCAUGCUUUAUUUUUCUUUUUAUGUAUCCUGCUUCUUAGAACUGAAGUGGAAUCUUAAUAGUGAAAAAUAUACUUUGAAACUAAACUUUAUUGAAAAUCCUUGCUUACCAUAUAUAGUAAAGUAAAUUUAAAACACCUAGAAUAAUUUUCACUUAUACCAAGUCACUAUUUGUUUUCUGGAUCAAUGCCACUUUUCUGUGUUUUAUAUUCUUAUUCAAGAAGAAAUUAUUUUAAAUGUAUCUAAUAAAUGAAGUAUUUAUCAACAAUCAGAAUCAGCUGACCCAGAGAAUACAGCCAGAUAUACAGGAAGAUCCUAUAUGCAUACAGUAUGGUGUAUGAUGUACGCAGUGCUUAAACUUAGAGGUAGGAUUAGUUUUUUUUAAACAAAAAGUAAAAGGAAAGUAAUGAAGACCCAGAAAAGACAAUUUGAUCUAUUUGUGUUGAGCUCUACUUUAUUGCUCAAGCAUAUUUCACAGCAAUCUUCUCAGACUGGCAGUUCGCCCCCAGAGAGACUAUGUAAGAUUUAACAGUAUUCAAGGGAGAGUCAGACCUUGUCUUCUUGUGUCUACAUAACAAUUCCCUCACUUGAUCCCUCCGUCUGAAUGUGACAGUCUCUCUGACAACUUGAUCAUCAGAAACUGACCAUUAGAUGGCAGCAAAGAGUCAGUUUUCUUGCCCUCUAAUGGUUCUUGGGACUGUUACAGUUCA
Messenger RNA from Thamnophis sirtalis, 3061 nucleotides. The record is from RefSeq and is a predicted model, not a curated record. Lineage: Eukaryota; Metazoa; Chordata; Lepidosauria; Squamata; Natricidae.